AUGAAGUUCCUAGAAGUUUUACUUGUGUCUGUGACUGCUGGACUGGCAGCAGGAUCCCCUCCAGAAUUCAUUCAUCAUUUCAAGAGACAAGGCAUCCAGUACUUCGGAAAGUGUUCCCAGGAUCAGACACAAGGCAUCUUUGUUGACUACCCAAACCAGUGUUACUCUGCCUUCAACAGCCUCAAGGAAGCAUCUGAGAGUGACACAGACAACCCCAUCGUGUACCAGGACCUGUACUCCCAGUUGUGCAGUCACCAGUGUACAGACCAGAUCAUGACUUUUGCCCAGGAGUGUGAGGUCCCACAGUACACUGACCCUCUCCUUCACGCUUGUGACCAGAACGCUGUCACUGGGGACUUCUGUCUGGCAGCUCGUCACAUAAAUGACGGAUCACAAGCUGCCACUGACUGCUACACUGCUAUCACCACUGGCAAGUGCUCUAAGUCCUGCUAUACAUCCCUGGAGCAACUGCAGAAAGAUCUCGGCUGCUGUGUUAAUUCCCUCUUUAACACCUCAACCUAUGGAAUGGACCGGCUUGGAGUGGCGUCCCACGAGCUCUGGAAGCUUUGCCACGUGGACGAGUUGCCUCAAUGCAGCAAUUCCCUUCUCACCCUUGCUUUUUCUGGUGCACCAAGACCACACAUGCCCCUUGCACUCAUAACGUUUCUCACUACUAUCCGUGCAAUACUAUUGUAAAAAUGCUAACAUUAUUAUUAUCUGACAUAGAUUGUAUUGUUUUUGUGAUUGUUCAUAAUGCCUAUAGCUGAUUUGUAGUCAUUACGAUGAAUCUAACUGUCC
Molecule: messenger RNA, 798 nt
Organism: Geodia barretti
Lineage: Eukaryota; Metazoa; Porifera; Demospongiae; Tetractinellida; Geodiidae
Source: the annotation of a GenBank genome assembly